Drosophila suzukii is the source of this 1344-nucleotide messenger RNA. RefSeq names its product proteoglycan 4-like. The record is from RefSeq and is a predicted model, not a curated record. Gene Ontology annotation, molecular function: protein heterodimerization activity. Lineage: Eukaryota; Metazoa; Arthropoda; Insecta; Diptera; Drosophilidae.
AACCUAUUCUCUUUAACGAUGGCGAAGAAAACGAAUUACAAGAUGCCCGAGCGCAACUUGGAUCUCCCUGCCGAUAUGGCAUUCGUGAACAAUCUGCUCAAGGACCUUGGAUUGGAGGCGGAUUCGUCAUCACGUGGCGUUAUCCUGGACCUGGCCUACACUUUGGCAAGGGACAAACUGGUGGAGGCCCAACGCUUUGCCACGAUGGCCAACCGUUCCAACGUGAGUGUCGAGGAUCUGCACAUGGCGGAUCCGGAGCGGGCCGUCCCGCUGGUAAAGGUCCCGAAGGAGAGUACCGAGAAUCUGGAGAAGGAGAUGGAGAUCGACCAGCCGGGGACUAGUGCGAAGGCGAGCCCGCAGGCGUCGAAGCCCCUGGCCAAGGAGGCCAGCCAGGACCCGGGUUCGAGCAAGGGACCAAUGCAGCCCACCUCUCGCGGUGAUCAGGUGGGCAAGAAGGCCGAUCUGAAGCCCAAGGGCGCUGAGCAGGCCAAACCGAAGCCGAAGACCCGAGCAAGUUCAUCCAAACAGGUGGAACCACCUGCCACUCCAACCACUUCCGGAGCUGGUCCUUCACAACGUACUCCUACGGUCGCCAAGAAGCCACGUAUCGGAGCAAGUGCAUCCAAACAGGUGGAACCACCUGCCACUCCAACCACUUCCGGAGCUGCUCCUGUACAACGCACUCCCAGGGUCGCCAAGAAGCCACGUAUCGGAGCAAGUUCAUCCAAUCCGGUGGAGCCUCCUGCCACUCCAACCACUUCCGGAGCUGUUCCUGUACAACGCACUCCCAGGGUCGCCAAGAAGCCACGUGGCGGAGCAAGUGCAUCCAAUCCGGUGGAGCCUCCUGCCACUCCAACCACUUCCGGAGCUGCUCCUGUACAACGCACUCCCAGGGUCGCCAAGAAGCCACGUAUCGGAGCAAGUUCAUCCAAUCCGGUGGAGCCUCCUGCCACUCCAACCACUUCCGGAGCUGCUCCUGUACAACGCACUCCCAGGGUCGCCAAGAAGCCACGUAUCGGAGCAAGUGCAUCCAAUCCGGUGGAGCCUCCUGCCACUCCAACCACUUCCGGAGCUGCUCCUGUACAACGCACUCCCAGGGUCGCCAAGAAGCCACGUAUCGGAGCAAGUUCAUCCAAUCCGGCGGAACCUCCUGCCACUCCAACCACCUCCGGACCUGGACCUUCGCAACCGGUGGCGCCCCCUGCCACUCCAACUACUUCCGGACCUGGUCCUUCUCAACCGGUGAUGCCUCCUGCCACUCCAACUACUUCCGGAGCUGGUCCUUCACAACCCACUCCCAAGGUCGUCAAGAAGCCACGUACCAGAAUUAUCUACAAAAAGUAG